AUGUGCACAUUCAUGGAAUAUUACGUGCUAUAUGUACAUUUACGAACAUUACGUGCUACAUAUACUUUCACGAAACAUUACGUGCUAUGUGCACAUUCAUCGGAAUAUUACGUGCUAUAUGUACAUUCACGAACAUUACGUGCCACAUAUAAUUCACGAACAUUACGUGCUAUGUGUACAUUUACGGAAUAUUACGUGCUAUAUGUACAUUCACGAACAUUACAUGGCACAUAUAAUUCACGAACAUUACGUGCUAUGUGUACAUUCACGGAAUAUUACGUGCUAUAUGUACAUUCACGAACAUUACAUGGCACAUAUAAUUCACGAACAUUACGUGCUACGUGUACAUUCACGGAAUAUUACGUGCUAUGUAUUCAUUCACAGAAUAUUUAUUUUCAAAACAUUUUGAGAAAUUCAAAAAAGUCAAUAGUUUUUUCAGUUGCAGAGUUGUUAUCUAACAGUUGUCAAAUUGGCAAAAAGUUGUCAAAUUGA
Molecule: messenger RNA, 492 nt
Organism: Cercopithifilaria johnstoni
Lineage: Eukaryota; Metazoa; Nematoda; Chromadorea; Rhabditida; Onchocercidae
Source: the annotation of a GenBank genome assembly